AUGUGUGACAUUCUUGUCAUAGACGUCUCAUUGAGUCCCGUCUGUUCCAAAGGCUUUCUGCUCUUCAGACCCCGACCUCGGCCUCUGGAAUGUGGCCCUGGGUCUGGACCAGCUCUGUCCAAGAUUCCCUUUGACUCUGAGGAGGUGAGGAGAGCUCUGAUUGCGGUCCAUAACUUUGCCGUCCCUCAGAUAAAGGUGGGUCGCGGGGGCCGAGCCGAGCUUCCUCCGAUCGAGACCUCCACAGACUCCGAGCGAGGGCCCAUCGUCCCAGUGCCUCUGGGCAUCAGGCCGGUCCUAAGCCGCUACCGCAUCGAGGUUCUGUUCUGGGGCCUGAGGGACCUGAAGCGGAUCAACCUGGCCCAAGUAGAUCGCCCCCGUGUGGACAUAGAGUGUGCGGGUCGAGGGGUCCAGUCUGCUCUCAUCCAGAACUACAAGAAGAACCCCAACUUUAGCACUUUGGUCAAAUGGUUGGAGGUGGACCUCCCGGAGAACGAGCUGCUGCAUCCUCCUCUGAACAUCAGGGUGGUGGACUGUAGGACCUUUGGGAGGUUCGUCUUGGUCGGAUCUCACGCUGUCACCAGCCUCAGGCGCUUCAUCUACAGCACGGACAGGACCAGCAGCCACUGGGCCACUGCAGACCGACGGCCUCUCCUGGAUCUCACACGUGUUUCGCUGACGACUGCGCUCGGCUCCGGGACAGAAAACAAAAUGGCGGUUUAUGGAGUGUGCCGUGGAAGAGGACUCUGGGAAACGUGUAAUUACAGCGUCACGUGUGGACGCUAA
Messenger RNA from Knipowitschia caucasica, 783 nucleotides. The record is from the annotation of a GenBank genome assembly. NCBI's taxonomy places the organism in Eukaryota, Metazoa, Chordata, Actinopteri, Gobiiformes, Gobiidae.